AUGAAUAGACCGAUUCUGAUGACGGCAUUCCACGAUUUUCAAUCGUUGGGCAUGUUCAUCGCUGGGAGCUUUCACUCGCCGACGAGGCCUCAGCCUGAUCGCGCUCCUGAGCAUUAUCCUCGAGAAAGACCUCUCGUAUACUUCCUGGCUGCUUUGUCACGGUACUCCGAACAAAAUAUCGAUAUGACUGCCCUCUGCCGAUCUGGCUAUAUCACUGCCCCUGGUCUACUGGACUCUACUACGAGCCCCCAAAUCGUUUCUCCAUCAUCACUGGCAUCUUCUCCAUCGACUCGAGUACCAGAGCCACCGCCGUAUUAUCGUCGUCGCCGGCAAAACAUCGGUUCGGCCGAAACUUCACCAUAUCGUCCCUGGGUCGUUCCUGGACCAAAAGACAUCCCCUUUGAACCUACAGCAGUGCAAGAAGGUCAAAAAAGAGGACAUUGGACGGGUAGGGGAUCGACUAGUGAUUUAAUUAAUUUCCCGGAAACAGAGAGCGAUGUGGAGGGAUAG
Zasmidium cellare ATCC 36951 is the source of this 510-nucleotide messenger RNA. RefSeq lists its product as uncharacterized. The record is from RefSeq and is a predicted model, not a curated record. The coding region runs from base 1 to 510 and encodes 169 amino acids. Lineage: Eukaryota; Fungi; Ascomycota; Dothideomycetes; Mycosphaerellales; Mycosphaerellaceae. The transcript has 2 exons.